AUGAAGGCUUUUCUUUCCGUCUUCGCCGGGCUCGUCGCCACCAUCACCGCCCUUCCCGGCAUGUCUCCCGUCUCGGGACUGGAGAAACGAGACUGCGUCAUCCCCUCCGGAUCCAAUGCCACGUCCACGAUCCCGUCGUCAUUUGCCCGAGCGGGCGCGGAGUUGUGUUCCACUGCGAUGAUGAACAUGAUGAGUAGAGGACCCAUUGCCAAGAGAAUCAUGGAGGCGCUCGGCGCGUUCGAAAGCAGUUCGCUCCGGCUCAGUACUAGCGCCGGAUGGUACGGGUAG
Molecule: messenger RNA, 288 nt
Organism: Trematosphaeria pertusa
Lineage: Eukaryota; Fungi; Ascomycota; Dothideomycetes; Pleosporales; Trematosphaeriaceae
Exons: 3
Coding region: 1-288 (95 amino acids)
Source: RefSeq, a predicted model, not a curated record